UGAGCAAACAUUUCCAGCUGCACUGCACUGGCUGCAUUUUUUCCUCUCUUUAAAGCCCUGUUUUGUCACUGUCACUGACUUAUCGCUCAGUCACGCGUCUCACUCGCAGUGAGUCAGACAGACAGACAGUGAGACAGACAGACAGACAGACAGACUCCGAUCUGUGUCCGUAUAAAUGAGAGGUGGAUCUGCGGGUUUACGCUGCACGUUCAGGGCAAGUUGGGGGAUUUUUUCCUGCCUUUCCAUCGUGGUUUCACUUUCUUCUCACGCGGUGAGUUGGUGCGAUCAGUGCGAGCUGGGAUCCUUUCGACAGAGAGAUCAGGAAAACGGUAGAUCAGCAGUCAUGGCCACAGUCAGUAGAUCAAACACAGUUUUUGCCUUGGAGCUGCUUCGCACUCUGAGCCAAGGAAACCCCAGUGGGAACAUCUUCGUCUCUCCACUGAGCAUCAGCUCAGCCAUGGCGAUGGUGUACCUGGGAGCUAAAGGAGACACUGCUGCUCAGAUGGCACAGGCCCUUGCUUUCAGCUUGGAUACUGAUGUUCAUGCAGACUUCCAGACACUUAAUGCUGACAUCAACUCCCCAUCUGCAUCAUACAUCCUGAAACUGGCCAAUCGUCUUUAUGGAGAAAAUACUGCCAACUUCCUCCCAACAUUCCUUGACGCCACACAGAAGCACUACCAGGCAGACCUGAGGGCUGUUGAUUUCAUCGGGGCUUCAGAGGCGUGCAGAGCCGAGAUCAACAGCUGGGUUGAGGAGCAGACAGAAAAUAAGAUAAAAGACCUUCUAAAGCCAGGAUCAGUCAGCUCAAUGACAAGACUGGCUCUGGUCAACGCCAUCUACUUCAAGGGAAACUGGAUGAACCGCUUUGAUGAGGCAAACACCCAAGAGAUGCCCUUUAAAGUCAACCAGAAUGAGACUAGGCCAGUCCAGAUGAUGUACCAGAUGAAGAAGCUACCCUACAACUACAUCCCUGACCAUGGCCUGCAGGUCCUGGAGCUGCCCUAUGUAGAUGAGGAGCUCAGCAUGUUCAUUUUGCUACCUGAGGUGCCUGAAGAUGGCUCUGACCCUCUUCUGAAGCUGGAGAACGAGCUCACGCGAGAGAGGCUGGACGAAUGGACCAACAGGGACAACAUGGACAUUCACACAGAAAUAUUUGUUUACCUGCCAAAGUUUAAGCUGGAGGAAGACUACGAGCUGAAUGAGCCUCUGGCUAAACUGGGCAUGACAGACGUGUUCUGUGGGCCAAAGGCUGAUCUCUCUGGUAUGAAUGGCCAACAAGGACUCUUCCUCUCUACUGUGGCCCACAAGGCUUUUGUGGAGGUGAAUGAGGAGGGCACAGAAGCAGCUGCAGCCACCGCUGGCAUGGUCGCAUUUUGCAUGCUUAGGGAGGAACACUUCAAAGCAGAUCACCCGUUCCUCUUCUUCAUCAGACACAAUAAGACCAAGUCCAUCCUGUUCCUUGGCAGGUUCUCUUCUCCUCAGUAGACACAACCAGCAGAAGGAAAUGGUGGACCAUUUCAAAUAAAAAAAAUCUUGAAAAAAAUAAUAUAAAUGAAGCCUUUAUUUCAUGUGAUGUUUUGCUAUGCUAUUUUAAGAACUAUAUUUUGUCUGCUUUUGCACUAAAAUAAUAGGUGUAGCUAUUCAAACACUCACUUAAAAGAUUUCAUUUAUUUUAAGAUUCAGUUAUUGGGUUGUUCUUUGUAUUAAUCAUUUACAUUCAUUUCAUGCUUUGUGUUAAUUUUGACUCAAAGAAUGAAUUAAACUUAAAAAAAAUCAAAAUAUACAUAAUGGUAAUGGUGUAUUUUUUUUUUUUUUGCUUCCAUUGUAAAAGAGUGGAAGUCAUUUUACAGGCAUUUCUUUAAUACUGUCACUGCUAUUAAAAAUGAGAAGUGAAACAUC
Molecule: messenger RNA, 1900 nt
Organism: Amphiprion ocellaris (clown anemonefish)
Lineage: Eukaryota; Metazoa; Chordata; Actinopteri; Pomacentridae
Gene: serpinb1
Product: serpin peptidase inhibitor, clade B (ovalbumin), member 1
Exons: 7
Coding region: 176-1486 (436 amino acids)
Biological process (GO): negative regulation of endopeptidase activity
Molecular function (GO): serine-type endopeptidase inhibitor activity
Source: RefSeq, a predicted model, not a curated record